GGCUGAUAUAUAAUAGUUACGAUAGUAAUAAUGUUAACGUAACUCCAAAAACAUUGAAAAGAAAAUAAUGACUGUGUGGCCUGUGAAAGCCUAAAAAUAAGGUUCAUUGGGCAGCUGAAACACCCCAACAAGGCCAGCACCAACAGGACAAGAAGAACAAACACAUCAAAAAACACCAUCAUCAUCAUCCUAUUUUAUCUUUCACUGCUUUAUUUUCAGCAAACCACACACCAAAAGCCACACAGAAAAAGAAAGAAAGAAAGAUGGAAACUCCACGCACCAUCCAAGAGUCCACAACAACACACCACCGAACACUCUUUCUUUCAAUGGCCCAGCUCAGCUCAGCAGGACCAGAAUUUAUGCUAUAGUAGAAGAAAAAUAAAUGAAAAAGAAAAAGAAAAAGAAAGCAAAGAUAGAGAGGAGAUGGAUAGAUACAGAUAUGGAUGUCUUCAACUGUGCUCCAAAAAAAAGAGAGCCAUGUCUACCAGAAAUACCCUUCUGCAACCCAUCGAAAAAAGCCAUCUUCAUCACUGUCUCAACUCCUCUAAAGAUACAACUUUUAUUUUUCACCCAGUUGAAUAUGUGGGCUUCUUUGUCUUGGUCAGAUUUUUCACAGAUUAAACAGGAAAGCCAGAAACUUCCUCUCUCUCUCUCUCUCUCUCUCUCUCCACACUUGUUCUUUCCUCUUUAUCAUUUUCUUGCUUCUCCUUUCUCCCCCUUGUCUCAUUAUCUUCUUCAUAUUUGCUUAUUUUUGGUCCUUGUGGGGGGUUAUUCUCAUAAUCUCCUCCUGUGUUUUGGAUCAUGAAGAAGAUGAAAGGGGUUGCUGCUUCUGUGGAGUAUUCUCGACAUGCCAUGUACGAGGAUCAAACGGCCAGGUUCAAACACCAGAGCCUUUUGCAAGACUUUCAAGACUUGCACAAGGAAACAGUGGCCAUGAGAAAGAGAUUGCAGAUGUUGAAAGAACGAAAAUCGACCCUUUUGGCCGAAGUCCGGUUUUUGAAAAGGAGACGCAAAUUCUUGAUGCAAAAUCAAUCUUCAAACACACGGGCAGAACAAUUCUGUGCGCAGCCACUGAAUACUAUUAUCGGAAGUAAGCCGGAUAUGAAGAGAAAGCAAUCAACCGGAAAGGAGCAUUCUUUGCGACACCGAGCUACUGGUUUUGAUUUGAACCAGAAGGGAAAGACUUAUAGUGAAAAGGAGGAAGUUACUUUGCCAAGUUCUUUACCGGCUUUCGACUUGAACCAGAAGGAAACGCAUUACAGCGAUAAGGAUGCUGCUGCUCGAAGCAUGUCACCGGUUUUUGAUUUAAACCAGAUUUCGACACAGGAGGAAGAGCUACAGGCUAAUGUUAACUCAACGAGAAUAGAGGAACUCAAGAAAAGUUCAUUCAGAAUCGUAAACGACGAGCAGCACAACGAUAUUAAGCUAUCCGCCUGCUGGAACACCGGGAACGGCCCGAGCAGAGUGGGAAAGCGAAAGAUCACAUGGCUAGAUCAGGUGGCACUAAGGGUUUAGUUUAAGUAUGGUAAUCUGAAGUGCUUAGUUUGAAGGGGACGGUACCUCCCCUUUUUUAUUGCUCUCUUCUUCUCGCUUUUGCAAUAUAUAUAGUUGCACCUAUUAUGAAGAUAAACAUGAAAAUGGAUGCUUGAGAAUCUGAUAUAUUCUCAAUCGAAAAUGAUGUUUACUUGCAUCACGAUUCAUGGUGGAUGCUGGGAGUAAUCGAGAAGCAACUUUGUUGACAUAUUC
Messenger RNA from Hibiscus syriacus, 1746 nucleotides. RefSeq lists its product as uncharacterized. The coding region runs from base 802 to 1515 and encodes 237 amino acids. The transcript is spliced from 5 exons. The record is from RefSeq and is a predicted model, not a curated record. Lineage: Eukaryota; Viridiplantae; Streptophyta; Magnoliopsida; Malvales; Malvaceae.